AUGUGCAAAUUCAACCAAGAAAUCCACGUCUGCGGGCACAUCACCUACACCCUCCACGCCGCUUGUCCCAUGGCCAGCCACAUGCAAGCCAGCGGUCUCACCGGCCAAGCUAACUGUUCUCUACUCCCAAACACCACCCACUUCGUCCCUAGCUCCUUCAUCUACCGGACCACCACUCUGCCCGACACCAGCUGCAGCUCGCCCAGCUGCUUCUACACAGUCGAGAGCGACCCCUUCCACUGCGAUGCUCCCAAAGCCCCCAAGACCACCCCCCCGGGUCCCGCACUCCCUCCGUCAAUCCCGUCCUUCAGCAUUCCCAUGAAUCUCAGCCCCACCGGCGGCCCCUCUCUGUUCGACGAGCUCCUGAUCAUAGACCCAACUCUCAGCUUCGUGGAAUCUAUCCAGCUCGAGCUCCAAUGCUCCGUGGGUGCUCUUUCGCGCGAGAAGCACCAGGCGCGGGCCAGGCGCGGAUUAACGGGUGGCUAUAUGACGCCGAGGAGGGGUGGCUAUCAGAAGCUUAGCCGUAAUAUGGUGGAGAGGCGGUCUACGAGGGUUAGUUAUUCGGGCAGUCCUGUGUCGGUGAAGCCAAAGAGGUUGUGUGAUAUCCCGAGUACGGGUGGGAAGAGGAAGAGGGUGCUUGGUGGCAGGCCUGUGAAGAGGAGACGGAUGGCGAUUUCGAAGGUUGAUGAGGAGGCGUUGACAUGUGAUUUUGAGGCGUUGAGUGUUCAGGGACGGGAGCAGGAGUAUGAGUUGCCGAUGGAUGUUGUUGUUUGA
Molecule: messenger RNA, 774 nt
Organism: Morchella sextelata
Lineage: Eukaryota; Fungi; Ascomycota; Pezizomycetes; Pezizales; Morchellaceae
Exons: 1
Coding region: 1-774 (257 amino acids)
Source: RefSeq, a predicted model, not a curated record